AGCGGCCGCUCGUCGAUCCGACCGGGUGACGUGACGCGAGUGUUAUCGUCGUAUGAGUCGUAUCUCGAUCUGCGUUCUAGUUCGGCGCACCUUCCUGUCACUUUCGUGAGGAAACAGCAGUGUGUCAAGACAAACGGAACGGAACAACGUCGCAGACAUGGGCGAGAAGACUGAGCACAUCGUCAUGACGCCAAAGUGCAAGACGGCGAACUCGACGACCCUGAUAAUUGAGAGACAGGCACUGGAGCCCCCGACGGAGAACGGGAACGAGAACAACGUCCACGUCGCUGGGGGUGAUCACAAAGGGAUUGUCAUCAACAAGCAAGCUGUAGCUGUGACAAAUGGCGAGGUGCAUCCUGCCCAACUGUGCCUGCAAUUCAGAGUGUUCCUGGUGAGUGCGCAAACCGGGAAGCACACGCAGGAACAGAGGACUCUUCAAUUCUGGUUCGUCGAUACCCUCGCCGAGGUGGAACAGCCGAGCGUCGCGCAAGAAUUUUUCAGAGAGCUUGUUACACCGCAGGAGUUUCCUAGAGAUUACGUGGGAUUUAUUAAAAAGAUAAUGAAAUUGAUGCAACAUAAAUAUCCCAGUAUUAAAAAAUUGGAAGUGGAAUUGAGGCACGUGGAAGAGCCGAUCACCCUUCCAAGCAGGCCAUCUACUGGUCACUUACUAUUCACACUUCCUCCCUCUGAGAAAGUUAUGUGGAGAUCAGUAUCUACAGACGAAACCGUUAUGGGUCAAGUGCGUGAGCUAACAGUAGAAAAAGUUCUGGAACUUAUUGAAUCUGCCUAUCCGAAUCCAGUCACCGUGGUUGACAUCGCGAAGGAACAUGGAUGGGAACCAUCAGCUGUGGAGUCUAAAUUAAAAGAACUUCAAGAGAAAGGGCUUGUUAAAUCAAUGGAUCAUGGGGCUUUCACACGUGUUGUCCAUGAAGAUACUCAAGUCCAAGUGGUGAAGCAGAUGCCAACGAUGGCAAGUGCGAAACAACCUACCAUAGCUAUCAUUACAGCUCAAUAUUGUGAAAAACUUGCUGUGGAUUCGUUGAUCGAGAACAAGGAAACCUUCGUUCGCUACACCACUGUUGGUACCGCAAGUACACCGACAGACACGACAGACGGGAUUCCGCGAGUGAUAUGCCGUUUUGGCGAAUCAAAUGUAUAUACUUUGGGCAAUAUCGGUACGCAUCGGAUUGUGUGCACUAAAUUGCCAACUGUGGGACACACCAGGGAAGCAAUGACCGCAGCUGGCAAUACCACUACUAGAUUGUUAGGUACAUUCCAAAAGGUGGAUUUCGUCUUUCUCGUUGGAGUUGGUGGUGGUGUCCCUCAUUAUACAGAUUACAAUAAACACGUGCGAUUGGGCGAUGUUGUGAUAUCGCAUCCGACGCCGCUCAAUAAGCAAUAUACGUACGUUUAUUGCGAAAGUGCCAAGAUGAACGAAAGUGGGAACUAUCAUUUUGAGACCAAGGAGUAUUGCCCGCCAAAUCUCGGUCUUCAAGAAAUUGCAGCGACUCUCAAGAAACAGGCUGAAAACGAAGCGUUUCCGCCGUGGCAGACGUACAUGAAAGAAGGUCUGCAGAAUCUGGUCAAUCAAUCGGAACAUGAUUUUAAUGCUCCACCACCAGAAUCUGAUAAACUGUACAUGGCUAUUGGAGAGAGGGAUGUCAUCGAGGUAUCUCAUCCAAUCGCUCCUCAAGACUCCAUAAAUAAGAGAACUGAUGGAUGCUCCCGAAUUCAUCUGGCGCCAGUAGCAUCCGGCCGACAAGUCGCACGAGACGAUCAACUUAGACAAAAGUUUGCGACCCGAUUCGGCGCGCUCGCAUUCGACGCGGAAAUGGAUGCUGUCGUAGAGAGUAUCUUGGGCAAUUGCCGUGAGAAUUUCGUUGUAAUUCGCGGAAUUGCCGAUUACAAAGACGGUACCCGUAUCAAAGAAUGGCAGCCUUAUGCGGCGCUGGCGGCAGCCAGCGUAAUGAAAACUAUAAUAUGUGCUAUGGAUCCGCCGACUAAUGACUAAUAUCGCUACUGAUCUAAUUUUUUGUAGAACAAAGGAUGAGGUCUAAAAUCAAAACAGUGGAUAAGCGUAUAUUGCACAAAGUGCACAGAAAUAAUUAAGUAACUGGCUAAUUUUGGUUAGGUUCCUUAAUUAAUACUUAAAGUUAAAUAGAAGGUUGCACAAUAAUUUAUCUUAUGGAAUAAUCAACGCGCCGCGCUCAAAUUUUUGACAACUUUUUUAGUGCCAUUUUUACACGCGCUUAACAAUAUUUUUUUGAAAAAAUGUUUUUAUUCAAUAUUAACGUCGAAAUCAAGACAGUCAAGUAUUUUCGAGAAUAUUGAAAACAAAUAUUUGACUGUUAUUGGUCAUCUCCUAUUUGAAUUCUACUUGAAUUUUUUAUACGUCAAAACUCGAAAAGAAAAUAGUGCCAUCAUUAUUUCCUAUACGUGUCGCAUAAUACAUUGCAAUUUUUGCAGACAAUUUUUUCUUUGCGAAAAUAAAUUUACAUUUGUGUUAGACGUAUGAUAAGUAGGGUAUGUGUUACGAAUACGCGCGGCGGGCGCGUAUAUGUUCGACUUUGAACACCAAACAAUCAGAGGCAACAAAGACUAAUGACGCUUUAAAAGAUCAUUCUCUAGAUAGGUAAUGAAUUUAAUAGUGACUUUGUCUCUAACUUAAUCUAAUAGCGCUACUGUUGCAUUCGUACUUGCUAUGAUUAGGAUGCGUAGACGUUGCACCAAGUCAAAACGAGAUACCAGUUAGGCAAAUUAUAAACUGUUCUAGUGGUAGGUAUAUGACAGACGUAACUGUGGAACUGAAAGUACACUUAACAGUAUUUACCAAAUCGAAAUGAACGUGUCGUUACAGUAUAUUGCUGGAGUAAUUAUUAAAUGUUUACCAGAGUAUAUAUUGACGUUUUCAACAAAUAUAUAUGCAUUCUAUAUUCACACGGUAUACAUCUAUGAGGAUCAAAAUGCAUUUUUCUCAAGUUCUAGAUUACAUGCGAGAUACGCAACAAAGAUUUCUAUUACAAUGUGCCAACGUGUUCAUAUUGUUCAAUUCACUGCCCUUUUAAAAUCUGGAUACUAUUCUCGCAAGAAAUUUUCGAGACAAAUUUUCCGUGCCCUUAGAUAAAAUUUCAUUGGUAUACCAAUUCUUUCAAUAAUAAAGAGAUUCUACAUUUACAGGGUAGUGCACAAAAACAUAAUAUCUAAAUAUCAAAUUCAAAUAUGGACCUAAAGAAUAGAAAAAGAUAUUACUAUACAUAUAUAACAUAUGUAUGUGUAAAUGGUGAAAGAGGUCUUGAAAUUUUAACAUAAUUCAAGAGUAACAUAAAAACUACAAAAAUACGAUUAAUUCUAGCUAUCUUAUAUAGAACAUAAGAAAAAUAUUUAUAUUUAUUUAUUUUGCUUUUAUUCUCUAUGAGUUUUUAUUUGUUAGUGCAAAUCGUUUAUUUCGUUUGUAGCUCAUAUGCCGUGCACGCAAAUUUCAAGAGACUAUCGAUACACGUAUGAAAUCUAUUUUGAAAAAUUAUUUUAUUAAUACGUGUGUAGCAAAGACAUUAAGGAGAUUCGAAAAUGUUAAGAAUUGCAUAAAAUUUAAAACAUAUAAGCUCUUUUAUAAAUAAUUUCUAUUAUAAAAGAAUUAUUUAUAAAAGAGCUUAUGUUUUAAAUUUUAUGCAAAUCUUAACACAUUUCUGACUCUUCUUACAACUUCCUUAAUCAACAUUAAAUGAUAGGAAGACUUAAAAUCAACACAAACGACAAAAGCCACUUGUUGCGUAGACGCACAUAUUUAAAAUUCUAUCAAAUAUAGAGAAUGACUACAUGUACACAUACAGAUAUAUGAAUAUAUAUAUAUAUAUAUAUAUAUAUAAUAAAUAUAAAAUAUAAUAUAUAUUUAAUUCGGGGUAUGCGCGCGCGGAUUUAUAUAAUAGAACUUUCGAUUGAUUUAUCUUUUAUGACGACAGAUUCCUAUUUUAGGCCUAAUAUUAGUUAUACGUAAAAUUCCUCAUAUCAGUUUUAAACUUAGGAGCUUCGAGCUUCCACGUGCGCAUUCGUUUUUGCGUUAGUUUUACGCGUUUUCAAUACUAGUCGCAUAACUGUGUUUUCUACCUGUAUUUAUAUUUGCUACUUAUUAGAUUAUAUGUCAUAGAUAGCUAAUAUAAUAUACGAGUUCUUUCACGUCAUUAUUUAGUUUGUAUCUUAUAGGGAGAAGUCGUUUGUAUGUCAAUGUCAACUUGAAUGUCUACUUGAUGAAUAGCAUAAGUUAUUAUUUGAUGAUCUUUUAAAUUACUUAUAUUAUUAUUAUCUUGAAAUUUUGAGUAUUUAAAGCAGCUUUUAAGUGUCUAGAAACUUUGAAAAUACAAGGAGAGCUGGAAAUAUUAAAAAUACAAUAUAUUGAAACGUUGAUAUCUUGGCAUUUUUUUUCUAAGAAGGAUCAAUGUUUCAAAUUUUUAGAGUUUUUAUUUUGAUAUAUUUUCAUAUUAAAAAAAUGUGCAUUUUACGUUGCUAUACUUAAGUACGUAUUAAAUUAUUUAUUAUCUAUUAUUUAAAAUAUUAAAGAGCGUCACAUUACUGUGGCUUCCGGAAUAAAAUGUGUAGUUUGCAUCUGUCCGUGCGUAAAUCAGUCUUCCGAUAAAUGCAAAGCUUUAUUAUCGAAGUCUGAAAAUAAAAUCUUGAUUGAACUUGGGCUGACUGUGAACCUAGGUGUAUUAAUACAGAUAUUUGAGAAAUGUCUAUUACAGUGACGUGAAGAAAAAUACUUUAUUCAAUUCACAUGAUUUAAUUAUAAUUAUAAGGUGCAAAAAUCUCAAUAUGCAUAACGAUAAUACUAUUUAACGUGCGAAAUGUCUACACAUUGUACUUUCUUCGUCUCUACAGUGAUUUGCGAAAAUGUGAAUAUUUCGAUAAAACUCGGACCACGGGGCAUUUUCAUUUACAGGCGAUGAUUCGAAAAUCCGAACGAUAAAUAUAUCUAAUGGUAGCUGCACGGUGUUGUGUCCAUGGGAAGUAGGAUAAGGCGCGGUAUUUAAUCUGCUUCACAGCAGAAAGGGAGCUGUGAUAAUUCCAGUACGUCUUUCGUGUAAAACAGAUGGACGUAAUGUCGGCCAUACGGCCAUAGGAGAACGAUCGAUUCGGCGCUCGUCGAUUCUGUUACUGGAACUUGUGCACCGCAAUUUACAUAUUUUGAAGAUGGAGUGUAAUGCGUUAUUAUCAUAAGAACGUAGAUAUAUGUGAAUUUGAUUUAUAGAGCGUGCGUGUAUGGCGAUCGGAGAUGCAUCUAAAUCAUAAUACGUAUCUUAACGCAUUGCAAAUAGUUGAGCAUUUAUUUACACUGUAAUGUCAUUUCUUCAUUCCUUUGUUUCCUUGUGAUGAAAUGUUCCAAGAAUAAGUUGUACGCGAGUGCAUUAUCAAAUAUACGAUCAAUCGUUAA
This is a messenger RNA of Temnothorax curvispinosus, 5425 nucleotides long. RefSeq lists its product as uncharacterized. The transcript has 13 exons. The record is from RefSeq and is a predicted model, not a curated record. NCBI's taxonomy places the organism in Eukaryota, Metazoa, Arthropoda, Insecta, Hymenoptera, Formicidae. Gene Ontology annotation, biological process: nucleoside metabolic process. Bases 158 to 2011 code for a protein of 617 amino acids. Gene Ontology annotation, molecular function: catalytic activity.